AUGAACGCCAGAAAGUUGUCUCAAUUUCACUCACAACAAGAGAAAGACAAUACUGACCGCAAGAAUCGCAAGAAUUCCGGUAAUAAUAAGAGUCACAAGAAUUUGUUGAAUAGUUUGUUGAAUAGGAGUUCCGCUAAAGAGGCCGACACUCAGAAGGGUACCAGUGCUUUCAAGCCCACAAAUAAUGGCAUUGAGUGCGACCCGAAAACAAUGGAUGAAACUACCAGGUGGCUAUUCUUUUUGAAUGACCCCACUCGUAAUAUACCUGAAAGUGAAAAGGAAAGGUCCUUGUUCUGUUUCGAAAAGAAUCAGAAGGAACUAUAUGUCAAGCAAUACGCCAAAAGGUGUUUGAAAGCCUUUCCCUACCAGGUGACCACCUUGCUCAUGUACGGUGUUAUACGCAAAAACAAAUACUACUGCAAUUUUAACCGCGGUAAAAAGGACAUUGUCUCCAUGGCUAAAUGCCUGAAUGCUAUUAAACCACAAGCAACCCAGUGUAUGAACAAGCUCAUUGAUGAGGCUAUGAUCACUGUCAAUGCACCUGAGAAAUUGAAAAUAGGUCUAAUUUGUUGCAAUUACUACAAGUUUGAAGAGUGUGUAUCACACGAGGCCUCGGAGUCCACGUCCCCGGACUGUAGGGACAGUAGUGUCGUACUCAUCGAGGAGCUCCUGGAGGGAUACACCGGGCAAAUGAUCGGACACAUUUGCUCGCAAUAUAGACGCGACACUGACCAGUGUCAAAAAAUACUACGACUCCCGAAAACAUGGACCAGGGACAUUACUAAUCAAACUAGGUACAAGUCCAUACUACCACCGUUUAUCGAUAUUUUGGAAAGUAUCCCUGCGUAAAUAUUAGAGAUAUGUGAACCUGGUCAUGUGAUUUAUUAUUAUUAUGUAUCAUACAUUUUAAUUUAUGCAAGC
Oppiella nova is the source of this 921-nucleotide messenger RNA. The record is from the annotation of a GenBank genome assembly. Lineage: Eukaryota; Metazoa; Arthropoda; Arachnida; Sarcoptiformes; Oppiidae.